UCGCUGCUCCGUUAUUACUUGAAAAUUGUCGACUAGUUUCGUUAUUUACUUCUUUACAAUUUCUGAGAAAAAUGGGAAAAGCGACGCCCACUCGUUCCGCAUCGAAGGUUCGGGGGUCGGCUGAUUCGAACCACUGAAUUUGAUGUGAACUCGUAUCAGUGUCGAAAAAAAUGAUAAUUCAGCCGAACUUGGCUAUGCUCGUGAUUGUUUUUCUGUGGUUGAUGAGCAUACGUACAAUUUAGCAAUUUGCUCCUGCCUAAUUAUCCAGGCAAGUGGGAAAGACAUAGCAUAUGAUUUGUAGGUUAUGUCGACGGGCGGCAAAUUCGAAAUUGUAUCCGCCACAACACACGGUAAUUUGGUCCAAGAGACAAUUGCUUUCAAUCUCUCCGGGGUUCCCAAUCAUUUACUAAUGCUGGUAGUUUCACUCUUAUAGUUUUGCAGAAAAGUAUGAUAAAUAAGCGGAAUUAUUUUCUCGCUCGUGUUGAUCACCGGUAAAUUUGAACUGGUUCCUGAGAUGAAAAUAUUUUUACUCGCCCAAAGCGACAGUCUUCUCCAACUUCCGGCUGCUAUCCAGUUGGCAUUCACUUAUCGCUCAAUUUUUCACUUUACCCCAUUAUAAUUCUCUAAAAUCUCCAGAAAAAACCAAUGGUUCUGAUUCCAGAGUCCAGAUGCGCAGCAUUGGAUCCGAACUCGUGUUCCGUGUAAAAGGAUAAGAAUCCGAAAAAAGUGAUAAAUAUUACCACUUGCUCUAUAAACACCCUCCAUUGCUCCAAAAUUAUCAUUCAUUGCUCCUCAGUUGACAAUCAUUGCUCAUUCUUCACUGCUUGUAGUUUACUCUGCAAAUGGAGAAAAUGAAUGGGGGCUGUGCUUCGGUAAGGUAAUAAUAAGCUGCUAAUAGGCAACGCAGAGGAUAUUUAUUCAGCAAAACUAGACUAAUUCUGUAAUUCUGAAAUGGCACCGCAAACUAUUCUAAUUAUCAGCUUUUAAUCAUCACGUUUCGUCCUACCUGUUUAGGCUGAAAGGAGGAUCAUCCAAGUGAAGUUUUGGUAUUAGAUUGAUCGUCCACUUGUCAUAGAAACCCAAUCCAACUCUCAGCAACGCUUCACCAAAUAUCUGGAUGACCCAGGACUAUCGCCCCGUAUGCUACUAAUGUAUUCCUCAUGAAAAUCUGCAAUUGAAACGUUUGUUGCGUGUGAUGGGGAAUUUGCUAUUGCGAUUCGGCCAAUCCAGUAGCAGCCUACGGCGCUGAACAGGACUGGCAGAUCAUCCAAUUCCAAACAGCUGUAAUUCCCAAGUAUCAAAUCUCGCAUCAAAAGUACAAAAAAGCUUAAGUUCACAGGCGCCAACUUUCAUAAAACCCAGGGUUUAGCUGUAUAAUAAGUGUGAGAGGGGGAAUUGCUCUGCGAAAACAUGAACCUUUUUGAAAACAGAAAUCGUAAAUGGACACACUGACUAAUGAUUUGUUCACAAUUAGUUAGAUAAAUAUGAAUGAAUUUUUGAGCAGUAAUUCCUCUGAUCCCAUAUAAUUCUAUUUUUUCAAGUACCUCUUCGUGAUUAAUGAUAUCAAAAGAUUUCGCCAAAUCCAAAAACGCAUCUAUUGUUGGUUUGGAAUCACUAAUGUUCUUGUCUAAAUGAGACGAUGGCCGUGAACUGUCGUAAGGCUCAGGAGGAGGUUCUCGAUUUUAAGUCUGAUCUUAUACCAAAGUAUGGAUGUCUGGUAGAGUCUUGAUACGGUCAAGUGAAUUGUGUUCGUAAUCAAUAACAUUCCAGAAGCAAAGUAUAGAGAAAAAAGGAUAAUUGAACCUGAAUAUGCCUUGCAAGACGCAGGAAAUGGUUCGAUUCUGGAGAACAUGGUAUAUUCUGUGCAGAACUUUUACAUCGAUUAAGCUUUACACUCCAAAUUCUCCAAUUGAAAUUAACAUUCUAAUGUAACCUCGUACCAAGGCAAAGAUAAAUAAAACCAGGAUCAAUCUUGCGACGGGUAUGCACGGCUGUAGACAACUGUGCAUUCUGAAAUGAGAUAAGACUGCCCGAAAUAUUGUCAUAAUGAACAGCUGAUGAGAGACGAAGAUGAGAAUAUUUUUUUGCAAGUACCCGUACAUACAUAUUUAUAUCUAUAAGUUACAGACUUUUUUUCACUGUAUAAAACCACAUCUAACACCAACUGCAAAGAAGGGUGUUCUUAUUUCCAGUGACUGUGAUCGCCAACGUGUACUAGAAUGUCUUUUGUUGUUAGAGGGAGAAGAAAUGAAAAAAAAGAGAAUGGGACUACGUUGCAUUGUUCUUGUUGCCGUGGCGGCGUGUUUGAAAAAUAAAUGAAACAUUGCUUUAGUCGAUAAACCAAAGAAGCUGGAUCUUGGGAGCAGCAGAAAUUUCAUUUCAGGUAUUGCAUUUAGUUUGCCAUGAAAGAGACUUGAGACUCUGACAACUUUCCAAGGACAAGAUGUCGAAGGCGGAAUCUGUGAGUACGCUGAGUAACGACGACGACGAGAUGGACGAUUUGGACGGAUCAAUAAUUUGGUCCCAGGACGAUCCAGUAUCCUCUAACGAGAUGAUGGAAAUUGAAGAUAGUAUCGGCCCAGGAGGAGAUACUGCUAAUUUGCUGUGCAGACUGUGCGCAGGCAGAGCUAUCGAUCCCAUAUACAUAUACUCGGAAAUUGGUGAAUCGAUGAAAUUGGCACACAAAAUGAACACCUGCCUUAGCAUAAAGAUUCGCAGGACCGAUCCGCUACCUAAGCAAGUGUGCCUGGAUUGCGCGGAGAAGAUAAUGUACUGCAACGACUUUGACACUCAGUGUAUAAAGGCGGAGGAAACACUGUUGAUGAUGUUGCGAGAGAAGCAGCGUUUUGAAAUUCCGGAACUAAUAACGAACGAGAUAUUGUGCGACGAGAAGUCGUGUCCGCUGUGCUUGAAUGGACGAAUGACAACAGGUCCACCUAACCGGACAGAUCCAAUAUCUGCGGAAUUGUACGACAGCGAUAUCGUGCUGGACAGCAGCGACGAGGAGAGAGCGUACGAAGAACUGAAGGCGGAGAGGGAAUCUGGCGGAACUUCGAUAAUGCUUCAGUGCCUGGGUAACAGGCAGCAGUACCUCAAGUGCGGAGCCUGCAUGAAUUUGUACCACACCAAAGAAACCCUCGACAGCCACAAGUGUAAGCCAAACGUCCAGAGCACCUCGAAACCCUACAAAUGCGCGAUCUGCUCGGUUACAUUUACUUUUGAGGAGAGACUCAAUUUCCACAUGAGGUUUCACGCCAGAGCCAAAGCUCUCUAUUGCGAGAUUUGCAAAAUAACGUUUGGCAAGGAGUUGAAGCUGUUUUAUCACUACAAGAGGUACCAUUGCGAGGCGACAACCGUAUCCUGCCUACAAUGCGGCAAACUGUUUGAAAACCAGUUGGCGCUAAGAACGCAUGUUUGCGUCGAUGGAAAGACGAGGCCUCACAUCUGCGAGGUUUGUAACAAGGGUUUCUCGGAUGGCUACACCUUGAAACGCCACGUUGUGACGCACCUACCCGAAAAACCGUACAAAUGCGGUCAGUGCGCGAAGAGUUUCACGCAGAAGUCAAGGUUGAACAAACACAUAGCGGGACACGGCGUUGUCAUCGAGGAGUCACAGACCACCUGGAAGUGCGUUCAAUGCGGGGAGGCGUUUGCCACCUGCGACGACGCCGACAAUCACUACAAAACGCACGAUGAAAAAAUAACUCUAAUCGAGGAGCUGACCGCAUCAAAAAUGUACCACUGUGAAUUCUGCAACAGUUUUUUCUCCGAUUUGGACAACCUAAAAACACACCAGAAUUUACAUUCAGUGGAAAAACCAUAUAGCUGUAACCAGUGCAUGACCGUUUACAAGUCGUACGCGGAAGCGGUUCUGCACUGGAAGGAACAUCCAAGGAUCUUCAAAGUGUCGAUCGCCUUCUCAUGCGACAUUUGCAGUAAGGACAUGAAGGAACUCUCGUUACUCUACAAGCACAAGCAAAAGCGACACCACUACAUACCGAGGAGGUCAGAGAGCGGGGAUCUCAAGUUUAUCUGCGAACUGUGCGGCAGUGUGUUCGACAAGAUGACUGAGGUCCAGGAACACGGCAGAGAGCAGUGCUCCAAGUUUCCAUGCGAUAUAUGCGGCAGCCUGUUGCCCACGGCCAAUUCCCUCAAUGCUCAUAAAAGGCGUCACAGCGGACUCAGGCCCUAUGUCUGCAACAUCUGUGGAAAAAGCUACACCCAGUCUAGUCACAUGUGGACGCACAAGAGAUUCCACAUGGGGGUGAAACCCUACGCUUGCGAGUAUUGCGAUCAAAGAUUCACAAUAAAACCUGACCUGGCCGACCAUACGAGGAAGAAACACACCAGGGAGAGACCGUUCAAGUGUGACGUUUGCCACAAAGCUUUUCUCACAGGUUCCGUGUUUUAUCAACACCGGCUGAUUCACAGAGGAGAUAGGAGGUACAAAUGUCACUACUGCGAAAAGGCGUUCACCAGAACCGAGGCUCUCAAUAAUCAUAUUAAAAUACAUACAGGAGAAAAACCUCAUGCAUGUGACGUGUGCGGAAGAUGCUUCAGGCAGAAGGGUGACAUGCGUAAACAUCGAAGAACACAACAUGUUCCGAAACACGAAGUUGUGUGAUAUUUCAUAGCUACAGAUUAUCCAGACUCUGAAAUAAAGUUUUUUUUCGUACCACUUCA
Neodiprion virginianus is the source of this 4683-nucleotide messenger RNA. RefSeq names its product zinc finger protein 678-like. Gene Ontology annotation, cellular component: nucleus. The transcript is spliced from 5 exons. The record is from RefSeq and is a predicted model, not a curated record. Gene Ontology annotation, biological process: regulation of transcription by RNA polymerase II. NCBI's taxonomy places the organism in Eukaryota, Metazoa, Arthropoda, Insecta, Hymenoptera, Diprionidae. Bases 2444 to 4624 code for a protein of 726 amino acids. Gene Ontology annotation, molecular function: zinc ion binding; RNA polymerase II cis-regulatory region sequence-specific DNA binding; DNA-binding transcription factor activity.